GCUUGGCUUUUCAAGCGACGUUGCCAGUAACGCAGAUUGUACAAUGUCGAACGGUGGGGCGACAUAUUGACAUGUGUCUGAAGGGACUGAGAAAACCACGAGAAACUCAGUGAGCGCAGCUGUCAACCGAACUUAGAUUUCAACCACGGGUCUCUCGAACAGAAAGCAGAAAUGUUUCCUAAGCGAAUGCUCCGCGUGUGAAUGUUUGUAUGUAACAGGAGAUUGGAGUUGCAGUUAUUAAAUAUUAUAAGGGUAAUGAAACCAAGGGCGAUGAGACGGAUGGUCAUGUAGCACACAUGGGAGAAAUGAGAAACACGUACAAAACAUUGGUCAGAUAACUGAAGUAAGGAGGCAACUCGGAAAACGCUGAUGCCAAGAACUGAAGAGGAAUAAUAAUAAGAAGUGGGUCAAGAUGGUGGCAGCGACGCCCUCGGAGUUUGGGCUCCACAACCGAGAGGUCAAACUGCCCGGAGGCAGCGUCGAGCCCUUUCCGGGCCAGAGCACAGAAUCCCUGCCAACCAGAAGUACAGAAAUGCUGAACAAGGUGGAACUGAAACGAGAACUUGGACUGUUCAGUGCUGUCAACCUCAAUGUGGGGUGCAUGAUAGGCUCUGGAAUAUUCAUAUCGCCAUCAAUAGCACUCGAGCGGGCUGGAUCUGUGGGGCUGUGCCUUGUCAUCUGGGCAGUGUGCGGAGCCAUCUCCUUGAUGGGAGCAUUAACAUUCGUUGAACUGAGCUCUGUUGUGCCUCGUUCUGGGGCAGAGUACUCCUACUUCCUGGAAGCAUUUGGAAGUCUCCACAAAUUCUGGGGUCCACUGCCGUCCUUCGUCUGUGCCUUCAUCAAUGUUUGUAUACUGAAUCCAACGUCAACUGCGGUCAUAAUACUGACAUUCUCAGAAUACGUCUGUCACCCGUUUGCCCAUCAGAUGAGUGGCAUGACACCAGAGUCACAGGAUAUGGUCAAGAAGAUGAUUGCAAUUGUAGGCUUAGGUUUGAUGACUGUCAUCAAUUUCAUGAGCGUGAAGCUCUAUGUGCGGAUGCAGAACAUAUUCUCUGUGUGCAAGCUUGUCGUGUGUGGCAUUGUCAUCCUGACUGGCGUGGUCCUGCUUUGUACUGGGGAGACGGAGAAUUUGUCAAAAGGUUCUGAAGGCUCAGCAGCCUCUCCAGAAAAUUUGGCUUUAGCGUUCUAUGGUUGCCUCUGGUCAUACGGUGGAUGGUCUACAAUUACAGUCAUCACAGAAGAAGUCAAGAAGCCUGAAGUCAAUGUUCUACGUAGCAUCGUAAUCACGCUUCCUCUUGUGACAGCAGUGUACCUCAUGAUGAAUGUAGCAUACAUGACGAUACUUACAAUACCAGAAAUGGUAACAGCGUCGGCAGUCGCGGUGGUUUUUGGUGACAGAAUGCUUGGGGUGAUGAAUUUUAUAAUUCCCGUUGGUGUGGCGAUAUCAACGUUCGGGUGUGCAUUGAACAAUCAGUUCGCUACUGCAAGGCUUUGUUAUGUGGCUGGCAGAGAGGGUCACAUGGUGGAGGCGUUCUCCUACAUACACAUGAGACGCCUCACCCCUGCACCGGCCGUGCUCCUCCAGGGUCUCUUGGCGUUCUUAUUCAUCAUUUCUGGUGACAUCAAAUCACUCAUUGACUUUUGCAGCUUCCUCGUUUGGAUAUUCUAUGGAUUUGCAAUGGUGGCCCUCAUGGUCAUGAGGAAAACCAAGAAAGAUGCAAGUAGACACUACAAGGUUCCUGUCUUUAUUCCAGUGCUGGUGAUUCUUGUGGCAUUGUUCCUUUGUUUGGUGCCAAUCAUCACAGACCCAACACCAAAAUAUUUCCUUGCCCUCCUGUUUAUUGGGCUUGGAAUGAUUCUGUAUGUGCCAUUAGUUUAUCACAAGUUUCGACCAAAAUGGAUGAAUGAGUUUACAUAUUUCAUACAAGUGCUCCUGGAGGUUGUUCCUCCAGAGAAUGAACUGGAAUGAUGGAUGCUAACGACAGGUUCUCUCUCUGUCUCCAGCGAAUUGUCUUCAUAUACCUGUUUGUCUGUGUAUGCAUGCCUGCCUUCUGGAGAAAUGUGUUAUGUUGUGUAUGUAUGUAAAUAAGUAUUUAUAUUUACAUGUAAGUAAAUAAAAUUUCAGUGUGUUGUGUGUGUGCUGCAUUGCAGUGUGUUUACCACCUCUGUGCUCAAAUUUGUUCAUCCAUCCAUCUGCUACUAGUUCAUGGUGUUAUGCUGCUUACCAGCUGGACAUUGUCAGAUUUCUAUGUUUAUCACAGAUUUAAUAAAGUGACACGUUCAUUCCGUUACAUUUA
Cryptotermes secundus is the source of this 2297-nucleotide messenger RNA. Its product is annotated as b(0,+)-type amino acid transporter 1. Gene Ontology annotation, biological process: amino acid transmembrane transport. Bases 413 to 1969 code for a protein of 518 amino acids. Gene Ontology annotation, cellular component: membrane. Gene Ontology annotation, molecular function: L-amino acid transmembrane transporter activity. The record is from RefSeq and is a predicted model, not a curated record. The transcript has 13 exons. Lineage: Eukaryota; Metazoa; Arthropoda; Insecta; Blattodea; Kalotermitidae.